Molecule: messenger RNA, 6737 nt
Organism: Sycon ciliatum
Lineage: Eukaryota; Metazoa; Porifera; Calcarea; Leucosolenida; Sycettidae
Product: chromodomain-helicase-DNA-binding protein Mi-2 homolog
Exons: 41
Coding region: 170-5821 (1883 amino acids)
Biological process (GO): chromatin remodeling
Cellular component (GO): nucleus; chromatin
Molecular function (GO): ATP-dependent chromatin remodeler activity; chromatin binding; DNA binding
Source: RefSeq, a predicted model, not a curated record
CUCAAGUCUCUCGUCUCUUUUGCCCGCCAUCUUUCCAGGUCGUUUUGGAAAGUUUGAAAGUUAGAUUUACACAGUUCAGGUGUUUCGAUCCAUCUAAGUUAUUUGGCGAGCUGACGAUUAUCGCCGGGACGCUGUACGAACAUCGUAGACUGUGGAUGGUGGCACAAACAUGCAGAAAGACUCCGUCGUAGAAGAAGACUCUGUGGCUCAGGACACAGCUGGCAAGUCAGUUUCUCGCAAACGCAAGCGACCACAGCGCUAUGUUGACAACGAUGGCGAAUCCGACGAAGCCGGGAGUAAUCCUGAUUCGCUGAGUAUCAACAGCCCUGUCGACACGAAAGGUGCGAAUGGUACUACUGCCAGUGGACAUGCAAGGAGUCGUUCAGUGUCACCGGCUGUUGCGAAGGGAGCUACAACAAACGGUGGCACUGAAGCCAGUGACUCUGACUCAGCCGAUCGGGAACUGCCGGAUGAAGCUCUGCGUGCCACCAGCCAGCCAGACUUUGCUCGCAUUGUCAAGCCCUGGCUGGCCAAGACCGUUGCCGGGCUGGAAGGCCGACAGCUAGAUGACGCCGUUGCAGAGAGAUGGGGACAGGUUACCGCUCAGAGACUGGAUCGGUCAUCCACUGCCAGUUCCCGACCAUCUAGAGCCAGCAGGGAGAAGGCAAUCCGGGACAUUGCUAUUGGUGCUGAAUUUGAGAAAGCCUCGUCUCGCAAACGCUUCUACGAGGAGGAAGAUUAUUCGGCACCGGAACGUAAGAAGCGCCUUCCAAAGCCGAAAGCCGUCACUGAUCUACGCGCGAAAGAACGUUCUCGCACCAAAGCGAAACAAGCAUCUGAGUCUGAAAUGUCUAUGGGCUCCGAGUCUGAGAGUGACCAGGACACACAGUCGCCAGCACCGAAGCGCAAGAGCAAACGCAAGGCAGUGAAGAUCAAAGAGACCAGCGUGGAGAGCAGUCGUGGAGGCACCGAUCAAAGCGCUUCGCCCUCCGAAGCUGAGGCUGAAGUGGAGGAGUCCGAAGACGAUUACGACGAAUUUUGCAAGGUUUGCCGCGAGGGCGGUGACUUGCUGUGCUGUGACAACUGUCCAUGUACGUAUCACAUGACAUGUCUCAACCCACCGCUUAAAUCAGUACCAGAAGAAACGUGGGUCUGCCCUCGCUGCUUGGCAGAGCCAUUGAAAGGGAAAAUUGCUCGUGUGCUAACAUGGAAGUGGUUCGAUCCGCCUCUUCUUCCACUCACGGAUGAACAAGUUGCAGCGGGUGUUCAGCCCCACGCUGCUCCUGGUGCAAAGCCUAUUCGCCAGUUUCUCGUCAGGUACAAAGACUUCAGUUUUUGGGAUUGCGAGUGGAUCAGCGAGUUGCAGAUGGAGGUACAUGAGAUCCACCAGUUUCGCUCAUGUUCUCAAAAGUACCGGCGUGUAAAUUUAUGGGCCACUCCGCCGGGUCCUCAAGAUCCAGAUAAUGUUGUCAAGGGGGACACUCUUGAAGCUGACUUGCUCAACUCUGGUGUUGCAGCUGACUUUCUCAUACCGCAGCGAAUCGUCAAGCACAGAGAUGGCGAGGAAGGGGAUAGGAAUUACCUAGUCAAGUGGCGGGAACUGACUUAUGACAACUGCAGUUGGGAGCGACUCGAUGUCCAUAGUGACAUGCCCCGCUUGCUGGACAAGUACAAUGAUAUCCGAGCACUCAACGACCCGACCUACAAGAAGAAGGACAGGAAGAAGAAGGAGAAGCAGCUGUCGCACUCCAAAUCCGUCAAGAUUUGCUCGACAAAGUACGAAGAACAGCCUGACUUUCUGACUGGCACCCUACAUCCGUACCAGCUGGAGGGUUUGAACUGGCUCCGCUUCUCCUGGGCACAGGGCACUAACACUAUCCUGGCCGAUGAAAUGGGUCUGGGCAAAACCAUUCAAACAAUAGCAUUCCUGUCUUCCUUGGUGAAAGAGGGUCACUGUCAGGGUCCUUUCUUAGUGUCAGCACCGCUCAGUACACUGAUCAACUGGGAGAGAGAGUUUGAAUUCUGGGCACCUGAUCUGUAUGCAGUGACUUACUGUGGACCGCAGGAAGCCAGGAGAGUUCUCCGGGAGACUGAGGUUUCCUUUGACGAAGAUGCAGUUAAAAAUAGCAGCAAGCUCUACAAGAUCAAGGCCGGAUCUAACAUCAAGUUUCAUGUGUUACUGACCAGCUUUGAAAUGGUUACUUUAGACAAGACACUUCUGCAGUCCAUCGAUUGGGAAGUUCUUGUCAUUGAUGAAGCACAUCGCCUGAAAAACAACAAGAGCCAGUAUUUCAGGAUCAUGUCCGCCUACCAUAUAAAGUACAAGCUGCUAUUGACUGGAACACCGUUGCAGAAUACACUUGAAGAACUGUUCCAUUUGCUCAACUUCCUAUCGCCUGCUGAGUUUUAUGACAUGAACAACUUCCUGACGGAAUUCCAGGACGUUUCCAAAGAGGAACAGGUUAUUAAGCUCCAUGAUCUACUUGGCCCUCAUCUACUGCGACGCCUGAAGGCAGAUGUGUUGAAGACCAUGCCAACCAAGACGGAGCUGAUUGUGCGCGUGGAUCUUGCACCAAUACAGAAAACUGUCUAUCGCAGCAUUCUGACGCGUAACUUUGAAGCAUUGAAUAGUCGCCGAUCCACCGCUGGUGGAAAUCAGGUCACACUGCUCAAUGUCAUGAUGGAUCUGAAGAAGUGUUGCAAUCACCCGUAUCUCUUCCCGGGACCAUCCGAAGAGGCACCGCGUACAAAAGUAGGUAACUUUGAAGGCCGAGCGUUGGUUGAAGCAUGUGGCAAGUUUUCACUGCUAGAAAAGAUGCUGAUUCGUCUGAAAAAGAACGGCCACCGGGUGCUGAUUUUCUCACAGAUGACUCGUGUUUUGGACUUGCUCGAAGACUUUCUCGAGUACAAGGAAUACAACUAUGAGCGUAUCGAUGGUGGAAUCUCCGGUGCUAGUCGCCAACUUGCUAUAGAUCGCUUCAAUGCUCCUGGAGCUUCUGGAUUUGUCUUUCUGUUAAGCACUCGUGCCGGAGGACUGGGUAUUAACCUGGCGACGGCGGACACUGUGAUCAUCUAUGACUCUGACUGGAAUCCACAUAAUGAUAUUCAGGCAUUGAGUCGUGCUCAUCGUAUUGGCCAGCAGAACACUGUCAUGAUCUAUCGCUUUGUCACCAGAUCAUCUGUUGAAGAGCGUGUUACUGAGGUGGCCAAACGUAAGAUGAUGCUGACACACAUGGUGGUGAGGCCUGGCCUGGGUGGGAAAAGCCAAGCCCAGUUCACGAAGAAGGAGAUGGACGACAUUCUGCGUUUUGGCACGCAGCAGUUGUUUGAGGAUGACAACGAGAAAGAUGGUAACAAAGAUGAAGCAGAUGGAGCUAGCAAAGAUACUGGUCGCAUUGUGUACGAUGAUGAAAUGCUGGACAAGCUGCUGGAUCGCACCCAGCAGAGUAACGUUGGUGAAAUGAAAGAUGGCUUGAAUGAGUACUUUAGUGCCUUCAAGGUGGCAAGCUUUGCCAUCAAGGAGGCUGAGGAGCCACAGCCCGAAGUGGAGGUUGUCAAGCAAGAUGAUGAUACCCAGAUUGAUACAAACUACUGGGAGCGCUUGCUGCGUCAUCACUUUGAUCACAUGGUGGAAGAAGAGCAGGGCCAGCUCAGUGAGAUGGGCAAAGGCAAGCGGCAACGCAAGCAAGUCAACUACAUGGACUCCGGCUAUCAGGAGUCCUCCUAUGACCGCCAUGCAAAGAAUGAAGAUCCUGAUGCAUCGUUUAGCAAUGAAGAAUCAUCCAAUGAGGAGGAUGAGGACUCACAGGAGAAAGCUACUGGCCCAAGGAAGCGUGGCCGUAAGGCUGCUGCUGCGGCUGCUCGUCUUCAGGCUGAAGUAGCCCCUGUACCACCACUCCUGGCUCUGGUGGACAAGCAGCUGGAGGUGCUGGGAUUCACUACACGCCAGCGCAAGGCCUUUCACACUGCUGUCAUGCGCUUUGGAUUGCCUCAUACCAUGAACUUUGACUGGCUUCCCACUUUGAUCAGGAAGAGGAAACCAGUAGCUCACAUUAGGAUGUAUAUGAACAUGUACAUGCGUCACUUGUGUGAACCAAGCAACAGUCGCGAACCCACAUACUCUGACGGUGUGCCAAAGGACAGUCUGAAUACGGACCUUGUUCUCAAUCGCAUUGGUAUCAUGAAGCUCAUUCGCCAGAAGGUACUGUCCUAUAAAUCUACUAAUGGUACCAGCAGCAAAGGAGAGUCCUUGCCAGUAGCAGCAGCAGCAGCGGUUAAACCUGGAGUAGCAUCUGCGCUGACACCGGCUGCCUCUGCAACAUCCAGCUCAACGUCUGUAUCUGAUAAAUCCACUGCUAGCAGCACUGCAGCGACAACAACAGUGGGGCCGGGUCAGCCACGGCCGGCCAGCGAUGCUAACACUUCUGCCAUGGCUGGUACCUCUACUGAGCCUGCAGUUAACGGUGACUCCAAUCCAGUUCUGGACAAAGCUAAGGAAGCACCAAAGUUCAUGUUCAAUAUUGCCGAUGGUGGAUUUACAGAACUGCACGCGCGCUGGGCGAAGGAACGUAGUGGUCCAGGAUCAGAGUUGCCUGUAACUGCACUGUUGGCAGAUGAGGUUGAUGCACUCGUCGAGCCAGUCUGGGGUCGUCGUCAUGAUUAUUGGCUUCUCCAUGGCAUUGUGGAGCAUGGCUAUGCUAGAUGGCCCGACAUCAUUGCUGACCCUAACUUGAGCAUUCUGGGCGAUGCAUUACACUCUGUUGCCUAUGAGAACAAAGUGAGAUAUCUGAACCGCCGACUGAAGCUGUUGGAGCAAGCCCUUCUUAUCGAGGAGCAGCUGAAAAAAGCUCAUGCACAGGCCUUGGUGCAGGAUCCUAAGCACUCGGUGAUGACUUUGAAUUCAAAGUUUGCCGAGCUGGAAGCUUUAGUUGAAAGCAACCAAUACUUGGUGCAACCAGCUUUGGUCAAAAACAAGGCCGCUAACAGAGUUUUAGCCAAUGCACUGGCUCAGAUGGAUGACCUGCUGGGUGAGCUUCGCUCCGAGGUCAAUCGCCUUCCACACCUGUUGGCCACGCUACCAUCCAUCUCCCAGCGCCUUGGCUUGUCCCAAGAGGCAAUCAUUCGCCAGGCUAUUACACCCCGGCCAGUGCCCGUAGCCACUUCCCAGCAUGCACCUGUAGCAACAGCAGCAGCAGCAGCAGCAACAAUAACAGUCGGUGGCAAACCGCCCCAGCUUGUUCCAAUAUCAUCGGGAUCAUCGACUGUGACAAGUGCAAGCAGUCGCCUAACACGUGUUGGUCUCGGUAACACCGCAGAUGCAUCAGUCACAGCCAAGCCGCUUCAUCAGCAGAAGCCACCGCCUGCUCAUGUUGCUUCUGCAGUUAACAGUGCUGCUGCUUAUCAAAAGCAUUCAACAGUACCUCCCGUUUCCUCUGUUACCAGCUUGGUGGACAGCAGUAGCAGUAAGUCUGCAACAUCAGCAUCUACGCCUCGGCUAGCUUAUGCUAUUACUGGUGCUAGUAUCGCUGCCGUGCCUGUAGUUAAGCACACACUUCCUCCACAGCCCGCAGCCCCGCUGUCGGGCUCCGCGGUGCCAACAGUGUCAGCGUCGACUCACUUAAAUCGUCCUGCCGUAGCUGCUGCCACUAGUAGUGUCACUGCUGCUGCUGCCAGUGCCAGUGCUAGUACCAGUGUUGACCAGCGCCAACAAGCUGUGGAGCCACCACCACCGACACUGCCAUCCAUUGGCUCCCCUCACAGUAACACGCUCCGCGCUACUCCGCAGCCGGAAACCAAGAAAGUCAUUGUUAUCGAGGACUGAGCCGGGUGAGUUCUGGCCAUACCUCCUUCGUCCUGCUACCCAAGACACUGCAGAGAAGCUUACUCGGCUUCUUUUUCAUAUUUCUGUGUAUGUGUCUGUGUCUGUCCGUGUGCAGUGAUUGCUACUUUUUGUGUGUGUGUGUGUGUGUGCUGGAUGUUCUUACGUUGUGUGCUUUCUUUCCUGCUUUCAUUGCUGUGCAUGCUGUUGUUUGACUGAUAGUCACAGAAGGUCUCGUCUGCUUUCUAAGCUGCUAAGGUUACUUGUCAUAUGAAGUAUAAAUACCAUUAUCUGGGCGACUGCCAACACUUCUUGUGGGCACUUCUUUGUUUUGCCCUAUGCCUGUGUUGGUCUGGGCCUUUUCCCAUUUCUUUGAUUGUUUUACGACUGCUGUUUAUAUCAUGCGCGCACACCCUCAUGCACGCACGCACUCACAUACACACAUAGUACACAUGCACAAACACAUGCACAUGCCUUGCAAAUCAGGACGCUGCAUUCACUGUACAUUUUAGUAGAGUGUUAUGCUAUUUGAACUGCAUGUACAUGCAUGCACAGUCUGGGACCAGUUCUUUGCUGUCCUCACAUGUGAUGUUUGCAUAUCCGUCCUACACGUCCUGUUCACCUAAGCCUAUGAUAGUCUGCCAUUGUGUUGUAGUGCAGCAUGUGCCAGCACUGCACUGCACUGCUCUGUCUCACACUACCACACUGGCCUUAGUUACACUCUGCUAGCUGCUGCUGCUGUUCCUCGUGGUGUAACACCAAGACUUUUUAAAAUACUUCAGAAGUAAAAAAGAAUUGCUGUUAACAAAUUGUCUUCAGUUUGCCAUUGGCAUGUAGUAUCAAGAUGCCGGGUUAGUAACUUACUACAACUGUAGUACAUUGCUACCAGCAAAUGAGGCAAGUCAGUAAGUUGAAGUUA